Molecule: messenger RNA, 2114 nt
Organism: Drosophila erecta
Lineage: Eukaryota; Metazoa; Arthropoda; Insecta; Diptera; Drosophilidae
Gene: RluA-2
Product: RNA pseudouridylate synthase domain-containing protein 2
Exons: 9
Coding region: 596-2032 (478 amino acids)
Biological process (GO): pseudouridine synthesis
Molecular function (GO): RNA binding; pseudouridine synthase activity
Source: RefSeq, a predicted model, not a curated record
GAUUGCUAACCAAUCCCUAUGGUCAUUAUGCUCACAGGUGUGGACGGAUUGGAAAUGUGCCAUCAAAAGGCAGUUGGCCGAUAAGAAGUGGCCCCAGAUAUAUGAGCAAUUGAGCCAAUCCUCCAGUUGGAUAAGUUCCAAGACGAUGAUCCGGAUACCAAUGAACUUAUGGGGGUUUCCGCCCCAACGUUUGCCAUGGUGGAAAUGUGGCAGGGAAAAGCCGGCGAUCUGUACGAAACGGAAGGACCUAUAAGCAGCAAAAUGGAGUCACAAAAUAACACCAGUUCCACUGGCGAAGCAGAAACUAAUUACAGGGCUUAUGGAAACUACAAGAAGCAGACCAAAAGGAUGAAUUCUGGUAGCCUAAACCAGCCACAAAAGAGAAGGAAGAUAGAGUCAAUCAAAAAAUCCAGCAGCAAAGAAAAUGCUUUAAAAGCAUUUUCUGCAAGUACCAAGAAGCAGUUCCCAACGGGGUUAGCCCCUCUAGUCUUUGAAACCCCUCCUAAAAGUAUAAAAACCCUGUCGAAACCGAGUCUGUCAGCUGAUACCAGGCUCAGAGUAAGUUCUGCUGGACCAGAAGACAGAGCUUCCCCUAAUGAAACUACCAGGACCGUCGCAGAAUCAAAUUUCCAUGACAGAGGAAAAGUCUGAAACACAAUCAAAAGAAAUUCUACCAGAAAAGCGAAAAGCUAGCAGCACAGAAGGCGAAGGCCAUGUGAAAAAAGUAAAAUUAGAUGCCAAUGGGCUUAAAACCAAGCGUCCGGGAUUCAGCGAUGAAAGAUACGACGAAACAUCGUAUUACUUUGAAAACGGUCUGCGAAAGGUCUAUCCCUAUUUUUUCACAUUCACCACGUUUGCUAAAGGACGUUGGGUUGACGAGAAAAUUCUGGACGUAUUUGUUCGUGAAUUCCGAGCUGCUCCGCCGGAGGAAUAUGAGCGCAGCCUGGAAGCUGGAAAAUUGACUGUUAAUUAUGAGAAGGUGCCCAAGGACUACAAAAUCAAACAUAACGAUCUGCUGGCCAAUGUGGUUCAUAGACACGAAGUCCCUGUUACUUCACAGCCCAUCAAGAUAGUGUACAUGGACAAGGAUAUUGUGGUUGUGAAUAAGCCAGCAUCGAUACCAGUACACCCUUGUGGACGAUAUAGACAUAACACGGUGGUUUUCAUCCUGGCCAAGGAGCACAAUCUGAAGAACCUGCGAACCAUCCACAGGUUGGAUCGACUCACAUCUGGUCUCCUUUUGUUUGGACGGACUGCUGAAAGAGCCCGCGAACUGGAGCUGCAAAUCCGAACUAGACAAGUGCAAAAGGAAUAUGUGUGCCGCGUAGAGGGACGCUUUCCAGAUGGCAUAGUUGAAUGCAAUGAGAAAAUCGAUGUCGUGAGCUACAAGAUUGGUGUUUGUAAGGUUUCGCCAAAGGGCAAGGACUGUAAAACCACAUUUAAAAGAAUUGGCGAGGUGGGCAGUGACAGUAUUGUUUUGUGCAAACCACUUACAGGACGAAUGCACCAAAUUCGAGUGCAUUUACAAUAUUUGGGCUAUCCCAUUUCAAAUGAUCCCUUGUACAACCAUGAAGUUUUUGGUCCAUUAAAAGGAAGAGGUGGAGAUAUCGGUGGAAUAACCGAGGAACAGUUGAUCAGUAACUUAAUUAGCAUUCAUAAUGCCGAAAACUGGUUGGGUUUGGAAGGUGAUCAAAUCGUAUCAUCGGAAAUAAAAGACGGAGCAACCAGUACUUCAGUAGUAGAAAACCCUAUCAAUGGUGAGACCGCCAAGCCAGUGAUUUCGGAAACCCCUGAUCCAAGUAAUGAAACAGCCACCCAAACGUGCUAUGAAGAGCCAGACAGGUCCUUUGAUCCAAAAAAGACAACUUCGGACCCUCAAUGUUCUGAAUGCAAGAUAAACUACCGAGAUCCCGGCACAAAGGACCUCAUAAUGUACUUGCACGCAUGGAAAUACAAGGGAGUUGGUUGGGAGUAUAAAACUGAACUGCCGGACUGGGCUUGUAACUCGAAUAUUGAUUACGAUCAAUUGUAAAUGGAAGAAUUCCUUGCAAACAUGAUGCUUAAGUAAAAAGUUGAAUUUUUACAUGGUAUACAAAAAUUGUGUUUCCAUCUUA